Molecule: messenger RNA, 1016 nt
Organism: Bombina bombina (fire-bellied toad)
Lineage: Eukaryota; Metazoa; Chordata; Amphibia; Anura; Bombinatoridae
Gene: RSPH1
Product: radial spoke head component 1
Exons: 8
Coding region: 84-1016 (310 amino acids)
Biological process (GO): axoneme assembly; spermatid development
Cellular component (GO): nucleus; motile cilium
Source: RefSeq, a predicted model, not a curated record
UAUAGAGUGGUUCAUAUAACAAAAGUAAGCGAGAAACCGGUACCUGAGAUCCGCCUGAGACACACGCAGCCCGCACUCCCAACAUGUCAGAUAUCGGUUCCGAAGACUUCGAGGAAGAGGCUGAACCCGAUCUUGGGGAGUAUGAAGGUGAUCGCAAUGAGGCCGGUGAGAGACACGGACAAGGCAAAGCCCGGUUACCAAAUGGGGACACAUAUGAAGGGCAAUAUGAGAACGGAAAAAGACACGGACAGGGAACAUAUAGAUUCAAAAAUGGUGCCCGUUACAUAGGGGAAUAUUACCAAAACAGGAAACACGGCACAGGAAUCUUUAUGUAUCCUGAUGGCUCCAAAUAUGAAGGUGAGUGGGUUGAUGACCAGCGACAAGGUCAAGGGGUUUACACUUACGCCAAUGGAGACACCUACAGUGGAGACUGGUUUUCCCACCAAAGACAUGGGCAAGGCCUGUAUACUUAUGCAGAUACAGGAUCCAAGUACAUGGGCACGUGGGCCAAUGGGAAACAGGAUGGCGCCGGAGAGCUUGUUCAUCUGAAUCAUCGAUACCAGGGAAAGUUUGCCAAUAACAGUCUUCUUGGACCAGGGAAGUACGUGUUUGACAUUGGCUGUGAGCAGCACGGCGCUUACAUACAGGCCGAGCAGGAAAAAGAGGAAGAUGAGGAGGAAGAGCCACUUUCAGUUCCUGUAACCAAAUGGAAAGCUGAUAAAAUUACUGAGCUCACCUACUGGACGCCGACUGAACAGAUCAAACCAUCUGACACAGCUUCAGUCCCACAGCCUGAACCCUCAGAGAUACCCUCUAAAAAUGCAGAACAUGAGUCUGCCAGUGCACCCGCCGAAGCUACCACCACAUCCCUUGAUGACGAGCAACAGGAACCAGAAGGGUCCAGGCAAGAAGAGGAUGGACUGGUCAAGGAAGAAGAGGAUGGACUGGUCAGGCAAGAAGAGGAUGGACUGGUCAGUCAACAGAUGGACCGACCAGCUGAGGAGGGUAAGAGUUGA